AUGGUGAAGCUCCCAGACGAGAUUGAGCAGAACCCUGAGCUCUAUGGCCUCAGACGUUCAGGAAGAGACAGAAGAGUAGCAUCAUUGGCUGAGGAGAGCGACGAAGACGAGCCAGUUGUCAAGAGAAGACAGCAAAAGAUCAGCUAUGAAGACUACGAGGAUGGUAGUGAUAACAGCCCCGAGGAGCUGGAAGACUCAGAAGACGAAGACUUUGGCGUAAGUAAGAAGAGAAAGGUCAGUCUGAAUCGUGCCCAUAGCACAGCCAAGCAAAAGAACGGCAGACGUAACGGCAGAAGCAAAACUGCCUCGGCGCAUGUCACCCCUACUCCUCCUGCCGAGGUGAGGUUCUCCACUAGAAACAACAACAGUCAAGUCAACUACGCGGUCGACUAUGAAGAUGACGAAGAUCUCAUAGAAAGCGAAGCAGAGGGUGCUGGAGAUUACUACUACUACGAGCAGGCGAUGGCCGAAGAGUCAGCUCGCUCCAUUGACGCUGUGUUGGAUCACAAGCUUAACCCAGAGAACGCAGAGAAGACUGGUGAUGCCAAGCUCGAUUACCUAUUCAAAAUCAAAUGGUCAGAUGCCUCUCACUUACAUAACACAUGGCAUACGUGGCAGGAUCUCAAGGAAUACAAGGGUAGCAGAAGAGUGGAGAACUACAUCAAGCAGUUUAUCAUCUUGGACCAGGAAAUCCGUGAUGAUCCAUACACUACGAAAGAAGAUAUCGAGGCUAUGGAUAUCGAACGUGAGCGUAAGAGAGAUGAACAGGAUGAAUACACCCACGUCGAGCGUAUCGUCGAUAGCGAUAGAGUUGAGCUCGAAGAUGGCACAUCCCAGCUACAAUACUUUGUCAAGUGGAGAAGACUUUACUACGACGAAUGUUCCUGGGAGAACGCCGAAACCAUCGCUGAAAUGGCUCCUGACCAGGUUAGCAAGUACCAGCAGCGUCUCCUGUCCAAGAUCCUUCCUAAUCUUUCAGCCAACUAUCCACAAAACCAAAGACCUCGUUUCGAAAAGUUGAACAAGCAGCCAUUAUUUAUUAAGAAUGGAGAGUUGAGAGAUUUCCAGUUAACAGGUUUAAACUGGAUGGCUUUCCUUUGGUCGAGAAACGAAAAUGGUAUCUUAGCCGAUGAGAUGGGUCUUGGAAAGACAGUCCAAACGGUGGCUUUCUUAUCGUGGUUGAUCUAUGCCCGCAGACAAAACGGUCCACACUUGGUUGUUGUUCCUCUCAGUACUAUCCCAGCAUGGCAGGAAACCUUUGAGAAGUGGUCCCCUGAUGUUAAUUGCAUUUACUACUUGGGUAACACCGAGGCCAGAAGAAACAUCAGAGACUACGAGUUCUACGGCUCUAACAACAAGCCAAAGUUCAAUAUCUUGUUGACGACAUACGAGUAUAUCUUGAAGGACAGAAAUGAGCUUGGUGCUUUCAAAUGGCAGUUCCUCGCCGUUGAUGAGGCUCACAGAUUGAAGAAUGCUGAAUCUUCCUUGUAUGAGUCUUUGAAGCUGUUCAAGGUUGCCAACAGAUUGUUGAUCACAGGUACGCCUUUGCAGAAUAACAUCAAGGAGCUUGCUGCCUUGUGUAAUUUCUUGAUGCCUGGUAAGUUCAACAUCGACCAAGAGAUUGACUUCGAAGCUCAAGAUGCCGAACAAGAGGAGUACAUCAAAUACUUGCAACUGAGUAUCAAGCCUUUCAUUUUGAGAAGACUUAAGAAGGAUGUCGAGAAGUCUCUUCCUUCAAAGUCGGAACGUAUUCUUAGAGUCGAGUUGUCCGAUGUCCAGACCGAAUACUACAGAAAUAUCAUCACAAGAAAUUACGCUGCAUUGAAUGCCGGUGUCAAGGGCUCUCAGAUUUCUUUGUUGAACGUUAUGAGUGAAUUGAAGAAGGCUUCCAACCAUCCCUAUUUAUUUGACGGCGCCGAAGAGAAGUUUUUGGCUAAGGCCGGCGGUGCAUCCAGAGAUAAUAUCUUGAAGGGUAUGAUCAUGAACUCGGGUAAGAUGGUUCUUCUAGAACAGCUUUUAACCAGAUUGAAGAAGGAGGGCCACAGAGUGUUGAUCUUCUCGCAGAUGGUGAGAAUCCUUGACAUCUUGGGUGAUUACAUGUCCAUUAAGGGUUACCAGUUCCAGAGAUUAGAUGGUGGUAUCCCAUCUGCCCAGAGAAAGAUAUCCAUCGAUCAUUUCAAUGCUCCUGAUUCCAGAGACUUUGCUUUCUUGUUGUCCACCAGAGCAGGUGGUUUGGGUAUCAACUUGAUGACAGCAGACACUGUUAUCAUCUUUGACUCGGAUUGGAAUCCUCAAGCCGAUUUGCAAGCCAUGGCUCGUGCUCACAGAAUCGGUCAAAAGAAACACGUUUCUGUCUACAGAUUUGUGAGUAAGGAUACCGUCGAAGAAGAGAUUCUCGAGAGAGCUAGAAAGAAGAUGAUUCUUGAAUAUGCCAUUAUUUCUUUGGGUAUGAAUGAUCCUGGUUCGGGUAAGAAGAACAAAAACGAGCCCAACUCGAGUGAGCUUGCACAAAUCUUGAAGUUUGGUGCUGCUAAUAUGUUCGCUGCCUCUGAUAACCAAAAGAAGCUUGAGGAAUUGAACUUGGAUGAUGUCUUGAACAGAGCUGAAGACCAUGUCACUACUCCCGAGAUUGGUGAGUCCAACCUUGGUUCUGAAGAAUUCUUGAAGCAGUUCGAAGUCACAGACUAUAAGGCAGACGUUGAAUGGGACGAUAUCAUUCCUCAGGAUGAAUUGGCCAAACUCAAGGAAGAAGAGAAGAAGAAGGCUGAAGAAGACUACCUUAACGAGCAGAUCGCCAUGUACUCCCGCAGAAGAGCCGCUGUCAAGACAUUGCAAGGCGGUACUCCAGACACCAGUGGAGUCGACGACGACGGAGAGGACGAAGAAGAAGGUGGCGGUAGACGUGCUGCCAGGAAGAAGGCCGAGGAGAAUCACGAGUUGUCAGAGAAGGAGAUUCGUGGUAUCUACAGAUCUAUCCUUAGGAUUGGUGACUUGUCUGGCAAGUGGAGUCAGCUUGUGGAAGAGGGUAGUAUUUCGAACAAGAACCCUGUUCUUAUCAAGCACGCAUACAAUGAGAUUCUCAGUAUCUCCAAGAAGUUGGUGAAGGAAGAGGAGGCCAGAAGGACGGAAGCACUCGCUGAAUUAGAAAGAAAGGCCAAGGAAUCCAAGUCAUCCACUGUGCAAACAGAUGGCGAGAAUCCUAUGGCAUUGUGGAUUGCUAAAAAGAAGGAGAAGAAGGCUGUUUUGUUCACAUACCAGGGUGUCAAGAAUAUCAAUGCCGAAUUGGUGUUGUCUCGUCCUCCUGACAUGAAGCUUCUUGAGUCAAUGGUACCAAAGGAGAACCCGCUUUCCUUUGAGCUUCCCCGCCCUCCUAAGCUGGUUCUGAACUGGAAUUGUCAAUGGUCGGCAAAGGAUGACGCAAUGCUUCUCGUUGGUGUCAACAAGUUUGGCUAUGGUGCAUGGACGCAGAUCAGAGAUGAUCCUCUUCUCGGCUUGCAAAAUAAGCUUUUCCUUGAAGGUACAAGCAAGGCGACUGAAAAGCCAUCCGAGAAAGAGGCUAAGGGCUCGAACAAGAAGGUUCCUGGUGCUGUUCAUAUUGGUAGAAGAGUCGACUACUUGUUCUACCUUUUGAGAGGUGAAGAGGAUAGCGCACCAGCUGCCACGAAUGGUACUACGAAAAAGAAGACUGCCAAGAAGCCAAAGGCUGAAGGUGCUGCUAGACCCAAGAAGACUUCGAAGUCCCAAUCUCCAGAUGUUAAGGUCAAGAAGCCAAAGGCUAAGAAGACUGGCUCAGGAUCGAAUGUCAACUCUCCUAAGCUCGAUAACCAUUCAACAAUGAAGAUCAAGAAUGAUGAAGACAACGGUGAAGAAAACGAUGACUACUUGGAGUACGAUAGCAUGGACGAAAGACUAUGCAAGGCUACCUUGAAGCCUGUCGCCAAGUCGCUCAUGAAGUUACACAAGGGCAACCAGGGAUUAGGCAAGCACGAGUGGGCCAUGUUGCUCAGAAAAGAAUUGGUCACCAUCGGAGAAUUCAUCGAUGUCACUUGCCAAGAAAAGACUGAUGACAAGCUCAGCAAGCACUUAUGGUCGUACGCUAGUUUCUACUGGCCUGCCAAGGUACCAAGUCUGAAGAUCACUGCCAUGUAUACUAGAAUCAAGAGCCAGGCUGACGCUCCCAAGGUGAAAGAGGAAAAAAAGGACGGGCCUAAAAAGGAAAACUCCCCAGAAAAAGUGGCGUCGAAGAAAGAAGAGCCCAAAGCCGUGGAUGCUGCCGUUAAGGAAGAACCAAAGGUAAAGGAGGAGCCCAAGGGAUUGGGCGUGGAAAAGGCGCUGGCCUAA
Messenger RNA from Candidozyma haemuli, 4341 nucleotides. Its product is annotated as chromatin-remodeling ATPase. Bases 1 to 4341 code for a protein of 1446 amino acids. Gene Ontology annotation, biological process: nucleosome organization; regulation of transcription by RNA polymerase II. The record is from RefSeq and is a predicted model, not a curated record. Gene Ontology annotation, molecular function: ATP hydrolysis activity; ATP-dependent chromatin remodeler activity; DNA binding. The transcript has a single exon. NCBI's taxonomy places the organism in Eukaryota, Fungi, Ascomycota, Pichiomycetes, Serinales, Metschnikowiaceae. Gene Ontology annotation, cellular component: nucleus; chromatin.